AUGGAUUCUGGUAAUAGUGGUAGUAUGUACUCUUCAAGUGGUGGUGAUGAAGAAUAUGACUCAAGGCCAGAGUCACUUCCAGCUUUCUUGAAUCCUUCUAGCCACAACUUUGGUCCUUCUCUUCUUUCUCACCAACAGGCCACUUUGUUUGAUCCUUCCGCAACUCUUUUCCAUGCUUUCUCUCAAUCUCAACCAAAUCCAAAUUCCAGUUCUUCUAUGCUAAAUCUGGACAUGGUUCAUUCACGAGGCUUAAGAUCUGAUCCCAAUUGCACUGACCUUGGUAUCAACUUACCAGAAUCAUUAUCGUCAAGUCAAUCGGCACUUUUGGGUGUUCAAGGAUCAAGUCAAGCUUUACCUUCAUCUAUGCAAUUGCGAUCGCUUCAUGAUAAUGGAGUACGCUCUUCUUCACCGUCUGAUCAAACACAUGGGGUAGCCAGAAACCCCAAGAAGAGAACAAGGGCAUCAAGAAGGGCACCCACAACAGUUCUCACGACAGACACGUCCAAUUUUAGACAAAUGGUGCAAGAGUUCACCGGGAUCCCAGCACCACCAUUUUCAGGCUCACCGUUUACUCGUAGGCUCGAUCUUUUUUGCCCUGGCUCGGAUUUGAGGUCUGGUCAUUUGGAACCAAUGGGUUCGCUUUACCCUCUACGUCCCUCAGCUCAAAAGGUUCAUCAUCAGCAAACCCCGUUUUUAUCUUCUUCUUCUCCUUCAUUUUUUAGCAAUAAUAUUGUUGAUGCCACUAAUAUUGCUAGUACUAGUACUACUGCUAACAAUAACAAUACUAUUACCACAGCCACAACUAGUACUUUCAAUCCCAGUUCUGUUAACUACCAACUCUCUGCUGAUUUAGGCCUACACAAACAACCUCAGAAUCUGCUAAACAUGCAAAAUCAAAUGCUUUCGAUUCAACCCCUUCUACAGCCCCCUCCUCCUCUUCAACCUUUAGCUAAUGUGCCUGGCUUGGGUGCAAAGUCUCGAGCAAGUUUGCCUUUACCUUCCCUUGAGGAAUUGGGUAUGGGCCAUAGACAUGUUAAUGCAAACCUUAGUGGGUUAACAACUCAUGUAACAACAGAAGGGUUGAGGUUAUCUAAUGACGGGAUCACUCAAGAUCAUAACUUGAGGUCUUUGGAUGGGAAUUAUGGUAAUAUGCAACGUGUUAAUAGCUGUAAGUUGAAUUACUCAUCAGCUUCUUCAUCAGAUUUUCACCAUGACAAGGGUUUAGAGAAUGUUUCUUCAAGAGUUACUGAAGGUACAGUUGAUUCAUGGAUUUGUCCAUCAGAGUUCAGAGUAGGAGAUCAUUAA
This is a messenger RNA of Dovyalis caffra, 1305 nucleotides long. NCBI's taxonomy places the organism in Eukaryota, Viridiplantae, Streptophyta, Magnoliopsida, Malpighiales, Salicaceae. The record is from the annotation of a GenBank genome assembly.